This is a messenger RNA of Mugil cephalus (flathead mullet), 3512 nucleotides long. It is a transcript of the gene oacyl, whose product is annotated as O-acyltransferase like. The record is from RefSeq and is a predicted model, not a curated record. The coding region runs from base 726 to 2750 and encodes 674 amino acids. The transcript is spliced from 15 exons. Gene Ontology annotation, molecular function: acyltransferase activity, transferring groups other than amino-acyl groups. NCBI's taxonomy places the organism in Eukaryota, Metazoa, Chordata, Actinopteri, Mugiliformes, Mugilidae.
CCUGAAGGCCAAAUUAGAAUUGAUAGCUCCAGCUUGUCAGUGUUGCUCAUGUUUUUAGGACAAUUUCCCCCUCUAGUGGUUAAUCUGUGAGGAUGUGACAUGUCUUCCCCUUUGCAGAAAUGACAUCUCGACAGAAGUGAAAGUGCAGGCGUCUUAGUUAUGGCUGAUUUCAGCAUACUCUGGACUCUGGAUCAUUUUCACUUCUUAGGUUUGCAGUCAUCCAAGUCAUGGUAUCUGAAAAAAAGCUGAAGGAAAGGAUUGUUGUGUUUCUUCAGUACUAAACUGACUGGUGUGGAAAUGAGGCUUUAUUAGUAACAAGCACAUCCCAGAGCGACCAGACAAUCCAGCCACUCUGUGCGGAUAUGCAGAUAUAAUAUACAUAUAGUCAAAUCAUUCUAACGUUAUUCCACAAAACACAAUUCACUUUAAAGAAAUGUAACACUGUUGCCUGUCACUAUCGCCAGGCUUGCACUUUAAUUAUGUUGCCGAUGUGCGGGAGAGAAAAAAAUCCGAGGCCUGGAUCUCUCUGUAAGCCUCUCAUCCUCUUUCAUGUAACCGAAUCUUGUUCACACCUGAUAUGGAAAACCAGGGGAAAAGCAAUAAAGCGGGUUUUUCAAUUCAGCCGUGAAAGAUGAAUUUCACGCUUCUCUCUGGAUGAAGAUGUGCCCCCGCCUACGUUAUUUAAACACCUUCUCUUUACUAAAGAGGUGCAGUCGGCUCCAAAAAUGGCCCUGAGUUCGCUGGUGUUCCUUCUCCUCGUCGGGGGUGUCGUCUCGGGGGUCCCGACGGUGUCCCAGAGAUGCGUGACGGAUACCGACACUUUUCUGUCGGACAUUAACCGGGACGAGCCAAAGGAAUAUGCUGUUCACAUGUACGACGCAUUCGGAAAGAUGGGUAGCAACGUCAAGGGGGGCAACGCCAACCGGCCCGGUCUGCUGCAGCAGUGCAGCUCGGCCCGGGGCCCCAGCUUCUCCGGACAGUACUGCCAGGUGUUCCUUAGGCAGGGAACAGUCCAGUACUUCGUGGGUAUUUGUGUGCCUGAUUCCUGCAAGGAGGAGGACGUGCAAAUAUUGGUGGUUUACGGCAGACUUCAGUUUAACCAGAUGUCUCUCAUCCCUCCAUUGCCUUCCGUCCUGGUCAACGAGUCCACUCAGGAGAUGAUCAUGACCCACUGUUUGUCGAGCGCGGUCGACCCCGACGCCUCCGACGUCACCUGCCUGUUUGUUUGCUGCGUGAUGGUGGCUCUUCCUCUGGCGGCCACCCUGUUUACGGCUAUGAUAAAGUGGCAGCGGAACAGGGAGGUCAGUCCUGCAGUGGAGGCGGCCCGUUUAAACUCCGGCCUCAACCUCUACGGGUCCAUGAAGACCAACGGCUCAUCCAGCAGGGAAAUGAAUAACAGCAUCUCUGAAGGGAAUACAGACAGCAGACCUGCACGGCUGUGUCUUCCUCAGAGCUGUGUGAACGGGUACCUUCAGGCGUUCUCUCUGCAGAACACCAGCAAGGGGGUCUUAAGCACCUCCCCAUCCAUCCGAGGAGGAGGUUACUCCUCGCUGAACGGCAUCCGCGUUCUCAGCCUGUUGUGGAUCAUUUGCGGCCACUCUGCACAGUUCCCUGUAAUCAACACCUUGGAUAACUACAAAAACUGGAAGAAAACUGUUGAGAGCAGCCCUCUCUACGUGCUUACUAUCAGCGGACCCGUUUUUCUGGCUGUAGACACCUUCCUGCUGCUGGGAGGUCUGCUUAGCGCCAGGUCCCUGCUGGGCUCCAUCGACAAGGCCGAAGACAAACUGAGCCCCAGCUUGGUUGCGGGCUAUCUAUUCAAGAGAAUCAAACGGAUUCAGCCGCUGCAUUUGUUCAUCAUGUGUCUAACCAUUGGCCUCAUCUCUGUGGUCCAGUGGGGGCCGUACUGGUUCCCGUUUGUAGACACAAUGAUGGACUGUAAGGCCUACUGGUGGGCUAAUUUACUGCUAAUCACCAAUCUCCUCCCAGUCCACGAGAUAUGCAUUCCUUGGACGUGGUACUUGUCUCUGGACUUCCAGUGUUACGCCACUACUCCUCUGUUGGUUUAUUUUUACAGACUAAACAGAGGCGUGUUCACGGUCGUGGCCGGAGGUCUCCUGCUGAUGACCACGGUGGCCGGUGCAGUCAUAACUGCAAUCAUGCAGCUACCGGUAUUUCAGCCAUCAACAAUGACAUCUGAGAAUUACGUUUUAUACUACUACGUGAAACCCUACACAAGAUAUGGGCCAUUCCUAAUAGGGAUCUUGACUGGAAUAUACUUGAAGACGAAGAAAGAUCAGCUGUUGAAGCAAAAGUGGCAGGCGGCGCUUGGUUGGUUCUGCUGCCUGUCCCUCAUGGCGGCUUUGGUCGGAUUGCCCUACGUCCUCAGGGAGACCCCAGACUAUCCGUCUGCGCCGCAUGCCCUCUAUCAGGGGCUGCACCGACCACUCUGGGCACUGGCGGUCACCUGGAUCAUCCUGGCCUGUGAGGAGGGAUAUGGAGGAUUUAUCAACGACCUCUUGUCGCUGAGUUUCUGGGUCCCUCUUUCCAACAUUAGUUUCGCCUGCUAUCUGAGUCACCCCGUUUUCAUCAUCCUCUACAUCGGCUUGCAAGAAACCCCAAUCCACUACACGGACCUCAAUUUUAUGUACCUGUUCCUUGGGCACCUGGUGUUGACGUUGGUGGUGAGCUACGUGCUCACUGUGCUAGUUGAGAAGCCCUACCUCCUACUAAAAUGGAGCAGCACAUAAAGAAAACUUUAUUCUUGACCCUUACUUUUGUUUGUGCUUUGUUCUCUUACUUUUGUAAGCGAGAUAAUAAAAUCGGCAAAUCAAUGUGAACAUUUAAUAUGACGUCGGCCCACCCUUUGCAGCUACAGCAGCUUCGGCUCUUCUGGGAAAGCUCUCGACAUGGUUUAGGAGUGUGUUUAUGGGAAUUUUCAGCUCAUUUGUGAGGUCAGACACUGAUGUUGGACGAGAAGACCUGGCUCACAGUCUUCGCUCUAAUUCAUCCCAAAGGUUUUCUGUUGGGUUGAGGUCAGGACUUUGUGCAGUACAGUCAAACUCUUCCUCACCAAACUCACUCAUCCAUGUCUUUAUGGACCUUUGCUUUGUGCAUUGGUACACACUCAUGUUGGAACAGAAAGGGGUUCAUCGCCAAACGUUGGGAAUAUUUAGAAAUUUCAUGACUGGACUUGUUGCACAGGUGGCAUCCUAUCACACAUUCAUUCACAAAUGUUUGUGUCAUGGUUCUGUCUUUUAUUUUGUGAUCAUGGUUUUGAGUUUCCUGUUUUAUUUUGCUUAGUUUCGUAACUUCCUGUUGUGCCUCGUGUUUCUGUCUUGAUGUCCGCCUGUGUCUUGUUUUGUGUUUCCUGUUUUAUUUUGUUAAGUUCUGGAUUUCCUGUCUGCGUUUCCUCAUGUGUCCCUUGAUUCUUCACUGGUUUCACCCCUGUUGAUGAUGCUCAUGUGUCUCACCUGUGUCUUGUCAUCAUUAAAGCCCUCUGUGCAUAUAUA